AUGACUGACAACAUAAUGUUGUCCACUUCUCCUGAUCAUCCUUUAACUCACUGGAAGCAAACACUGUUUUAUCUGCCUGAAGGAAUAGAAGUUUAGAAAGACGGGAAGAUUGCUGGUAAAGUAUUUGUGGGACACCAGAAGGAAAAUCCCCGGGCUUUGUGGUUCCCUAUUUCCUACAAAGCCCAAACGAUGAAGAAGUCAAGGUCACAAAGCUAUAAGGAUUAUGAAGUGAUAAGAUACAUGAAUGCAAAGGAGCUCGAAGAACUUGAGCUCAUGCCAAUACUUAACUAGCCAUAUUACUAAAACCAACUAGCCAUUGAGAAACUUGAGAAAGACUUUGAGUGGGGUUGGGAUUGGUAAAGACUUGAUAGAGUUUUCAACUAGUUGCAGCUAAAUAACUUGCUAAUGAGGUCUCUUGGAUGCUGUAAAUGCAAUUAGCAAAUGUUUGAUUCUCACACAAGAAUCGAUAGAGGUAGAAUUGUCCUACAUAGAGUUCCUAACACUGUCUCGCCAUAAGUUACCCUGAUGGACGAAACUAUCAUUGGUAGACUGAAGAAGGAUAGUGAGAUUUCUAAGCACUUUUUGAAAGAAGAGAUGUCAACUGUAAGCAUGGACCCCAUCUGGAUUUACGAUGGUGGCCAGUGGUAGAUGGCAAAAGUGGGCAAUGAUCAUUAAUGUUUAAAAAAUUAAAGUUAAGUCAGUUCUUCCUACUAGGAAGGUUUAAACAUUGCCACUCCCCCAUGCUCAUUAGUUGCCCAUCGUUGA
Messenger RNA from Stylonychia lemnae, 765 nucleotides. The record is from the annotation of a GenBank genome assembly. Lineage: Eukaryota; Ciliophora; Spirotrichea; Sporadotrichida; Oxytrichidae.